AUGGGCCGACCGCCGGGCGUUGUGGGCCGUGCGCAACUGAAGCCGGAUGACCUGAUCCGCAUCCAGACCCUGUCGCGCGACGCGCGUAUGGGGCCGUCUGAGAUCCGGCGCGUCACGGGGUAUUCCAUCCACCAAAUCAAGUACGCGUUGAAGAAGAAGACGCCGACGAUUGGGAAGCGGACGGGCAGGCCGAGGAAGGGAGAGGGGUCGCGGAAUAAUGAGGGCGGGGAGUCUACGGGGGUAGAAGGCGGGGACGAGCUGGAGGGGUUGGAAGGGCUGGAAGAAGGUGGUGGGCUAGAAGGGGGUGCCGGGUUGGAAGCGGGCGAGGGUCAGAUUGAAGGGGGAAGUGGUGAGAUGGAGGUGGAUGACGGAUCGCGAGAGGUGCGUGGUGAACAACCCGAGCAGGACCAGCCGGUGCCGCAGCAGGCCCAAUACGUUCCACCGGAGCCGGCGGUGCAAGAAGAUCAGUCUGUUCAACAGCCGCCACCUCCUCAAUCUCCUGCGCAGCAAUUGCCGUAUCAACCCCCAGUCGCCGAAUACCAACCAGAGUAUCAACCAAAUGAUGCUGAAGGAGGCCCCGCAACAGGUUAA
Molecule: messenger RNA, 591 nt
Organism: Dichotomopilus funicola
Lineage: Eukaryota; Fungi; Ascomycota; Sordariomycetes; Sordariales; Chaetomiaceae
Exons: 2
Coding region: 1-591 (196 amino acids)
Source: RefSeq, a predicted model, not a curated record